UAUUUUGUCGUCAGAUGUCACUUUUAAGUACGCCAAAUUUUAAAAAAUUUUAAUAUAUUGAUUGAUUGACAAUUAUUUAAUAUAAAAAUUUUUAGUAUAAUAAAACAAUAUAAAAAUAAAUUAUGUAUUAUGUCUGGGGAAAUCCAUUGACACGUUUGUCAAUUCCCAGAUCAAAUCAAUUGAGUAGAGUUAUUAUUCGUCCAGAAUCAUCAUUAUUUAUUGGUGGUAAUAACAAAAAUAAAAAUAAUAAAAAAAAAUUAAUUGGAAAAAGAAAACGUCAUGUUUAUGUUUAUGAUCCAGAAGAAGUAAUUAUACAUGAACCUUACAUGUUGUCACUUUAUCGUGAAUACAAUGACGAGCCAAUAGUAUCAUGUGAUUCAACUGUUGAAAUACCCUGGAAAGAUAUUGUUCUUUCUAUGGCUGAUGUUAAAUUACAACAAGAAAAAAAUAAAAAUAUAAAUCAAAAAUUAGCUAAUCAAAAUGAUGACAAUGAUGUUGAUGAAACAAAUAGCAAAUCAACAAAUAUUAUGGAACUUCCUUGGAAUGAAUUAUUGGUAACAGAAGUAGUUGAUACAAGACAUGUUGAUGAUGAUGAUGAUGUUGAUAAACCAGUUAAAGAUUUAAUAAACUGUGACUCGAGUGUUGAGAUACCCUGGGGUGAACUUGAACUCAAACAACCAGUUGAAAUAUGUCCAUUACCUGUUGUUGAGCAAUGUACAUCUAAUGAUGACAUUGAAAUACCUUGGGAUGACAUUAUGACACCAAAAAAUAUUGUCAUUAAAAACAAUAAAAAUAGAAAACAUGUUUCAAUUAGAAAAAUUAAAAAAUUAAAUAACAAAAAUAAU
This is a messenger RNA of Aphidius gifuensis, 845 nucleotides long. RefSeq lists its product as uncharacterized. The record is from RefSeq and is a predicted model, not a curated record. Lineage: Eukaryota; Metazoa; Arthropoda; Insecta; Hymenoptera; Braconidae. The annotation marks the transcript as partial. The transcript has a single exon.